AUGGUUCAAAUCACGAAAUUCUGCAAAGAAUUAAAGCGUGUUGGCAUUCUGAAAGAAUGUGGACGAUUAAAUAUCAAUAUCAAUGAUCGAAUAAUCAAAACAAUGAAGUCUUCCGCAGUUUGUUUUUCAGAUUUAAUUCAAGAAAAAUGUAUUAACGAUAUUUCAAUAACAUCAUAUACAGCAAAUCUAAAUCUUAAAUGUGAAGAUUCAAUAGACAUACUUUCAAAGUUUCUCGAAACAGGAAAACUUGAAUUUCAAGAAGAUAAAGAACAUUAUCAUGACAUAUUUGAAAUAGGAAAACAUUUUGGAAAUCAACUAUUCAUCCAAGUGUAUUCUGAACAUAUCAAAUUAGACAAAUCAAUUACAAAGGAAAACGUAUUUCAGAAGUAUGAAAUUUCAGUUUUAGAAAAUGAUAUUACAACAGAAAACGAAUGCAUUGAUUUCAUCUCAUCACAUUUAUAUUGCUUAGAUGACAAUGAUAUCAUUGAAAAUUUCACGAAAAAUGGAUAUGAAUUUUGCGAAAAAAUAUUGAAAUCUAAAGAAUUAAAGAUCGACAACGAAGAUCAUUUAUCUUUAUUACUGUUAGCUAUCUGCAAGAGGAAUGAUACAUUCUUUGAUUUAUUUAGAAAUAUCAAAUUCACAUUUUGUUCACGAGAAACUUAUGAUGCAAUUUAUAAUUUUACUAUUGAACAUUCAUUCGAAACAGUUCUUCUUACUAUAUAUAACGAAACAUUAAAGAAUUAUCAUUCAAAUCUAAGAGGAAAUAUUGAAAUCUCAAAUGAAUCUAUUUCAUCAUUCGAAAGACCUAUUAUUAAAAAUCAAUUUACAAUAUCAAAUAACUCUUUUGAUGUUAAUGAAACUAAGUUAGUAGAUUAUAAAGAAAUUAAAAUGGGAUUUACAGCUUCAUCCGUUUAUAAUGAAAGUUUAUCAGAUAUAAAUUCAUAUAGAGAUGACGUUGAUUUCUAUACUAAUAAUAAUGCUAAUUCAUGGAUUCAAGCCAAUCUAAAAGGAUAUAUAAAUUAA
Trichomonas vaginalis G3 is the source of this 1023-nucleotide messenger RNA. RefSeq names its product protein ubiquitination. The transcript has a single exon. Bases 1 to 1023 code for a protein of 340 amino acids. NCBI's taxonomy places the organism in Eukaryota, Parabasalia, Trichomonadida, Trichomonadidae. The record is from RefSeq and is a predicted model, not a curated record.